Messenger RNA from Alternaria incomplexa, 3873 nucleotides. RefSeq lists its product as uncharacterized. Gene Ontology annotation, molecular function: beta-galactosidase activity. Gene Ontology annotation, cellular component: vacuole. The record is from RefSeq and is a predicted model, not a curated record. NCBI's taxonomy places the organism in Eukaryota, Fungi, Ascomycota, Dothideomycetes, Pleosporales, Pleosporaceae. The coding region runs from base 1 to 3873 and encodes 1290 amino acids. Gene Ontology annotation, biological process: carbohydrate metabolic process. The transcript has 4 exons.
AUGAAGAGCUUCUCAAAGCUUGCAGGCGCGGUUGCGCUGGGAUGUUUUGCGGUUGAGACUGCGGCGAGGGCUGUGGGGUAUUCGCCUCAGCAGUGGAUUAAGCCGUAUAAGAGAGAGGCUUUGCAAGAUAUUGUCACAUGGGAUGAAGAUUCACUCUUCGUACAUGGCGAACGCAUCUUCUUGUACUCUGGCGAGGUCCACCCGUACAGAUUACCGGUGCCUGAUCUCUACUCCGAUGUCUUCCAGAAGAUCAAGGCUCUUGGUUACAACGGUGUAUCCUUCUACGUAGACUGGGCAUUGCUUGAGGGCAAACCCGGUGUUUACCGCGAAGAGGGUGUCUUUGACCUGAAGCCUUUCUUCGAUGCUGCACAGGAAGCUGGCAUCUAUCUUAUCGCGAGACCCGGUCCUUACAUCAACGCGGAAGUAUCUGGUGGAGGCUUCCCCGGAUGGAUUCAGAGAGUUAAUGGCACGCUGAGAACGCGUGCGCCUGACUUCCUGGAGGCGACCGACAACUACAUGAAGAAUGUGUUGGCGACAAUUGCGCCUGCGCAAAUCACCAAUGGCGGACCCAUCAUUCUCGUUCAGCCCGAGAAUGAGUACACACAAGCCACUUCGGCUAUCAAGCCUUUCCCGGAUCCUGUCUACAUGCAAUACGUCGAAGAUCAGAUUCGCGACGCCGGUAUUAUUGUGCCUUUGAUCAGCAACGAUGCCUCUGCUAAGGGCAACAACGCACCCGGUCAACCUGCAGCUGUUGACAUUUACGGUCAUGACGGCUACCCUCUUGGAUUCGACUGCGCCAACCCUACCACAUGGCCAGAUGGCAAUCUUCCAACAAAUUGGCAUCAGCUUCACGAGCAGCAAAGUCCUACCACGCCUUACUCCAUUGUUGAGUUCCAGUCUGGCAGCUUCGACCCUUGGGGUGGACCAGGUUUCGACAAGUGCGGCAUUCUAGUUGGCGCAGAGUUCAACCGUGUCUUCUACAAGCAACUUUACAGCUUUGGCGUCACGAUUCUGAACUUGUACAUGACUUACGGUGGAACCAACUGGGGUAAUCUUGGUCAUCCCGGUGGUUACACUAGCUACGACUACGCUGCACCGAUCAAGGAGGACCGUCAGGUCGACCGCGCGAAGUACUCCGAGCUUAAGCUCCAGGCAAACUUCUUCAAAGUCAGCCCUGCGUAUCUCACCGCUGCACGCGGCAAUGCUUCGACUUCCAAGUGGACUACCAGCAGUGAUCUUGGCGUUACUCCCGCCACCAACGAGAAGACGACAUUCUACUUCGUCAGGCAUUCCAAGUACAACUCGCUAGAUUCCACAACUUACAAGCUCAACGUUGCAACGUCGACAUUGGGCAACAUUACUGUACCCCAAAUGAACGGCACUUCGCUGACGCUGAACGGCCGCGAUUCCAAGAUCCACGUCAGCGACUACGAUAUUGGCGGCACCACCCUUGUCUACUCUACUGCCGAAGUCUUCACUUGGCACAAGUAUGAAGACAAGACUGUCUUGGUUGUAUAUGGUGGCCCUGGAGAGACUCAUGAGUUGGCCCUUGCUACUACUGGACUGGAAGUCGUCGAAGGCGAUGUCAAGAGCAUGACUACUAGCGGAGUCACAGUCUUGGGCUUCAAGGCUGAUGGAGGCAGAAAGGUGGCAAAGGUUGGAGCUGACAGCCCCAUCUACGUCUACAUGGUCGACCGCGUCGAAGCCUUCAACUACUGGGCCGUCGACCAGGCACCCCACGACUCGUCUAACCCUGUUAUCCUCAAGGCAGGCUACCUGAUGCGCACUGCCAACGUCACUGGCAAUACCCUCGCCCUCACUGGUGAUAUCAAUGCUACAACCACUGUCGAGAUUCUUGGUGGCGCGUCAUCUGAUGUGUCCAAGAUGACUUUCAACGGCCAGGAUGUCGACUUCACCACUUCCGAGCAGGGAACCUUGUGCGCCGACAUCGAAUUCGCCAAGCCCGAUGUUAGCCUUCCUAAACUCAGCGAACUCGAGUGGAAGUACGUCGACUCGCUUCCUGAGAUCCAACCCGGAUACGAUGACAGCGAGUGGACUGCGGCAGAUCUGAAGAAGACAUACAACUCUCUGCGUCCUCUUGAUACCCCAGUAUCGCUGUACAGCUCCGACUACGGCUACCAUACCGGCACACUACUGUUCCGCGGUACCUUCACUGCAUCUGGAAACGAAACAACCUUUAACCUUACCACCCAAGGUGGCUCAGCGUUCGGCUCAUCGGCCUGGAUCGGCGACCAAUUCCUUGGUUCAUGGCGCGGAUACGACGCAGCCCUGAACGGAAGUGCCAUUUUCACCAUGCCCAACUUAACCAAGGGAAAGAAGUACACCAUCACGGUCGUAGUCGACAACCAGGGUCUCGACGAAAACUGGACCAUCGGCACCGAGACAAUGAAGAACCCGCGCGGUAUCCUAGACUACAAGCUAUCCGGCCACGACGCCUCCGACAUCAGCUGGAAGCUCACCGGUAACCUGGGUGGAGAAGAUUACCGCGACAUCUCGCGCGGUCCCCUCAACGAAGGCGGUCUCUACGUCGAGCGCCAGGGUCUGCACCUCCCCGGUGCUCUCUCCGCCACCGACGCUAAAUGGACUGCUUCCGCCGGUCCCGUCGCCGACGGUAUCUCCGCUCCUGGAAUCGGUUUCUUCGCCACGGAAUUCGAUCUCAACAUGCCAUCUGGUUACGAUAUCCCGCUCAGCUUUACCUUCACGAACGGCACCUCUUCUGGUAACAGCAGCAGCAGCGGCUCGAGUGUUCCUGCAUACCGCGUCCAGCUUUACGUUAAUGGCUGGCAGUAUGGUAAAUACGUUAGCAAUGUUGGGCCGCAGGUUAAGUUCCCUGUUACAGAAGGUAUUCUGAACUACAACGGAACGAAUUACUUGGGUGUCUCGCUUUGGGGCCUUGAUGGUGGGGCGACAAAGGUUGAGGGCUUGGAGUUGGAGGUUGAUGCGGAGAUUUGGAGUGGGAUGAAGAAGGUGGGGACUGUUAUGGGGAUGGAGUAUGAGAAGAGAGAGGAAUUGCGUAAUACUGUGUAUCAGCACUUCAUCGACGAUCUUGAUCACCAGUCGCAACCACGACCUUGCUGCAAUCGCUGCAAACCGAUCCGACGCCGCAAUAUAUCCAAAUGGUCCGACGGCAAAGCUUCCGAUCUGGCCUCGGUGCACCAACAGAUACGCGCAGAGUUUAUGACCUUAUAUCUGCACAAGGUGUACCAGGGCGGACGCCGGCUUUUGUUCGAUAACGUCCACUACUUCCUCGACUUGUUCUUCGGUCAAUAUCUCAACUCGGCGCUGAAGGACGUUACAUACAAGUUUGAGGCCAGCCUUGGUACUGCUCAACACGACCCUGGAGGUCUGAAGGCUGACUGGUCGCUCGAUUUGCUGGAAGUUGUCUCGAUCAUGCGUCACUACCCGUUGAUCAGCAUUGCGUGGAAUCUGGUCGACAAUUUUAAGAAAGCGACGUUCGACGAUUCAGGGGUCGUGUACGCCGUGUCAGCCCUGAAGGAUCUGGACGUCCAAUUAUUCGGGAAAUUGGGUUCCGUCAUGCUCUACUUGAACAACUCCAUCGAACCCAGCCAGUUCCGCAGGACCGAAGUAGAGGCUGAUCUGCCUUUUAUGUUGAAGAGAGGUGUGACUAAGCAAGAUGUCAAUAGCAUCAAGUCGUUGUUAUACCCUACCCAAUGCAGAGGUAUUGAAGUAGAGAUUAGAUGUGAGGGCAGCUUUCGGGGCUGGUCAGACUGGGAGUCGUACCCUGAGGAGGGUUGUUCCAGUAAUGAGGAAGACGGUUCAGAUAGUGGUGAACAAGUCUCAGACAACGGGAAAGAUGGUCUCGAGAGCAGAGACCAGAUAUUGUGCAUGUAA